AUGAGGAAAGACAUUUUCACCAAAUUUUGGAUUGAGUUACAAAGUUGGGAUCAAAGACGGGCAUGGGUCUCUACAUUGAUCAAGAUAGUUGAUAUAAAGCAAAAAAAGGCUUGCAGCAACUCAAGGAGAAAAUAUUCAUGGACUUACAAUCUAAUACAUAGAAGCAAAUCGUAUCAAGUCUGCAAAUCAAUGUUUGUCUCUACUCUUGGAUUACAAAGAACUCUGCUAGAUUGGGUGCAGGAUUCCAAACCAGAAAAUGAUAAAUUAGAAAUUAUUACAGAAGAAGGAAUUGCAAAUGUGCAAAAACCAACUCGUUAUGCUUCCAAUAAAUCAAAGCCUGACGAUUUAGAUUUCCUGAACAACUUUCUGUCGAGUUUAUCAACUGUUGAGUCUCAUUAUUGUAGAGCUGCGUGUUCAGAUAAGAAGUUUCUUGAGCCAGGAACGACAUUUAAUGGUAUUUAUGAUGAGUAUAGAAAACAAGCCGGAAUUGCUGAUAGCUGCCCAUUGAGUUACCCAAUCUUUCAUCGCAUUUUUAAUGAACGCCGCUUUUCUGUUUUUGUGCCUAGAAAAGAUCAAUGUGAUAUGUGUGUUGGUUACAAGCAUGGGAAUACAGAACAGGAUAUAUAG
This is a messenger RNA of Lottia gigantea (owl limpet), 627 nucleotides long. RefSeq lists its product as hypothetical. NCBI's taxonomy places the organism in Eukaryota, Metazoa, Mollusca, Gastropoda, Lottiidae. The record is from RefSeq and is a predicted model, not a curated record. The transcript has a single exon. The coding region runs from base 1 to 627 and encodes 208 amino acids.